Medioppia subpectinata is the source of this 1161-nucleotide messenger RNA. Lineage: Eukaryota; Metazoa; Arthropoda; Arachnida; Sarcoptiformes; Oppiidae. The record is from the annotation of a GenBank genome assembly.
AACAAUUGGAUGAAAAUACAGUUGGCCAAAAUGUUGGAUCUUUUCUCAGGCCUUAAACGAAUUAUAAAGAGAAGAGCGGUUCAUAUCGAUAACGCAGUGUUUCGUCUCCAUUGGCUCUUAACUUCAGUUAUUUUAAUUGCAUUUUCUGCUGUCAUAACUGCCCGACAAUAUGUUGGUCAACCGAUUGAUUGUUUAAUAGAAACGAAUCAAAUUCCAGAUUCUAUGAUCAAUACCUAUUGUUGGAUAUCUCAGACAUUUCUAAUCCCAUCUGCAUUUAACAAAAGAGUUGGUGUAGAGGUUCCGCAUCCAGGAGUUGAUAAUUCACGAAAUCUGGCCACAAAUGAUCGCAAAUAUUAUGCUUAUUAUCAAUGGGUUUGUUUCGUGCUUUUCAUUCAAGGCGUACUUUUUUACGUUCCGUAUUAUUUGUGGAAAGUAUGGGAAGGAGGGCUCAUGAAGUCCAUCACAAUGGGAAUGCAAAUUGCAAUACUUGCUGAUGAGGAAAGAGGUUAUAAAAAGAAACUAUUAAUUGAGUACUUGUAUCGUCACCUCAAACUACAUCAUUAUUAUGCAUUUAAAUACUUUUUCUGUGAGAUCUUAUGUUUGAUUAAUAUUAUCGGACAAAUGUAUUUGACGGACAAAUUCUUUGACGGAGAGUUCAUGUCAUACGGUCUGAAUGUAAUCAGUUAUACACAGAAAGAAGUGAAACAACGAAACGACCCAAUGGUGUAUAUAUUCCCGCGUAUGACUAAAUGCACGUUUCAUUUCUAUGGAUCUUCUGGUGACGUUCAGAAGAAGGACGCCUUAUGUCUUCUCCCGCUGAAUGUAGUGAAUGAGAAGAUUUAUAUCUUCAUCUGGUUCUGGUUCGUCAUUUUAUCGAUCAUCACAUUUUUGGUCAUAAUAUCGCGACUCUUCAUCUUCUUCUCCGUCAGCAUUCGGUCGCGAAUUCUGAAAACUCGCUGUCGUUUCUCUAAUUCUAAAUAUUUAAACAUUAUUUGCAAAUAUGGAAAUAUUGGAGAUUUUUUUGUACUUUAUUUAUUGGCUAAAAAUAUUGAUCCCAUUAUUAUGCAAGAUAUUGUCGCAGAGAUCGGUAAGCGAUUGGAAAGAAACGAAUUUAUUACUCAUUUGUCUAAUGGAGACACAGAAAGAAUUAAUAUGUUAUGA